Molecule: messenger RNA, 7050 nt
Organism: Pararge aegeria (speckled wood butterfly)
Lineage: Eukaryota; Metazoa; Arthropoda; Insecta; Lepidoptera; Nymphalidae
Gene: Cdk12
Product: cyclin-dependent kinase 12
Exons: 17
Coding region: 357-3707 (1116 amino acids)
Biological process (GO): protein phosphorylation; positive regulation of transcription elongation by RNA polymerase II; transcription elongation by RNA polymerase II
Cellular component (GO): cyclin/CDK positive transcription elongation factor complex; nucleus
Molecular function (GO): cyclin-dependent protein serine/threonine kinase activity; ATP binding; cyclin binding
Source: RefSeq, a predicted model, not a curated record
CCUACAAAAAUGAUGAAAUUGUUGAAUUGUAAUGGAAUGAAAAAGCAAAUGGCCGACGACUAGAAAUCGACGUUCUUGAAUUUGCACAAAAAAGAAUCCGAUUCAAUUACAUGAAUUAUGCGCAAUUUAUGAUCAUGAUUAGCAAAAUAAAGCUUCUAAAGCAAUAAUUAACUAGAAUAACCUUUUAUUUGCGGGCAAAAGCCCGUCUAAAAUAUCGAAAUAUAGGAAAUAUUCCUGUCUAACCCAAAUACCAAUUUGCAAAAAUAAGAACCGUGCCUUCGACGGACCCACGUCCGUUUUAUCAUUGAGUUAAUGUAGAGCGAAGAGCAACACGGGCGGACGCCGCCCUGGUCAGAAUGGAGCGGUAUGAACGUGCGGACAAGAGACACAGCAAGCACCACAAAGAAAAACACAAGAAGCGUUCCCACAAGAAGUACAGGAGCCACAGCGGUACCCAUGAACAAUCAUAUGCUACUAGUAACUCUGUUAAACCCCUUGUGGAGUAUUCGGAUGUCAGUUCUGAAGAUCUUUCCGCCCCGGAGGCUGGAGAGAUCGAGAGUGAGGCAAGCUCUAUAGGCAGGCACAUUGCGGAUGAUCUGGAUAGAACCAGAAAGUCUCACUCUAUACGUACAUUUCUUGACAACAAGAUAUCUGUAACUACAACAAGCCGUCGGGCUGCAGAGGAAUACACACUCACCCGUGAUUCUUCUUCUGCAGCAAGGAAAAGGCGCGGCGUUGAAUAUCAGGAGCCUGUCCCCGAGUUUGAGGACCUCCACUAUAAAAAGAAGAAAGAAAAGCGUAAGAAGGAAAAAAAGAAACGGAAAAGGAAGUCUAAGCACCGUUCUCGUACCGCCAGUUUAGAAAGCGUUUCACCAGACGAUAAUGUUCCAGCGGGGACGCCUAUGCGGGCAGUAACACCACAACGUUAUACUCAUGUGCCAAUCAGUGAAUGGGAGAAAGCUUCCUCUCCGCUUAGAAACGGUUCCUGUUCACCGGUAUCGCCAUCAACACCACCGUUAAUGAGACAACAUGACGUGUCACCUCUGCACAGGUCACUUCAUAGAGAGCCAUCGCUUCUCAACGCCCUGCCGUUCUCACCACGUCGGGAGAGAUCACCUAUUGUUAGGCGGAGGCAGAAGUCAACGACCCCGCACACGCCGCUGGUGCCGCCAUACCACGAAACUGUGACCAUCGACUCUGACAACGACGACUAUGAACACAGCCGGCGCGAAUACUGGCACGAGCCGCAUCGAGUGUCCAAUGAAGUCAUGAUUAUAUCGGAUUCACCGGUGCACGAAGGUCGGCCGCGCGAGUACAGUCCGCGGCGACAUCGGCGCCGGAGCCCGCGACGUAGACGCAGCCGCGAGCGCGAGCGACACCGAGAUCGCACCCACCACAGGUCACAUAGUCGCAGUUCAUUGAAACGGCGUCGCACAAGGUCGCGAAGCAGGAGACGUUCCUCGUCGCCGCCGAGGCAUCGCGCGAGACACAAUGAAGCGUCUAAAGACAGGCACAGAAGUAAACACGAAUCACCAAGUCCGCCAUCAACGGUGCUCCAACGCAAGAUCGACUUCAAGGAGAAGAUCAGCGAUACCAGCCUGUUUGCGGAACUGGUGAAGGACAAACACAAACGUGCCAAGAAACUGCAAGAGAUCCUGGAACAAAAGGAGGAGUCCCAAGGGGCCGCGUCAAGCUCUGCCUCUAUGUCCAACAAUCCCGAAACACUUACCAUUGAUGAGCUAUCCAACACUACCGCUGACAGCUUCACACCACAAUUCCCGUGCAAAGAAAAUGGCGAAUAUAUCGACUUAAAGCCUGACGUAGUAGACAUUCCUAUGCCGAUUCCGCCACCCUCGGAUGGAGAGUCGGAUUCUGUGCCGGAGCCUUUCGUGCAACCAAUGGAACCGUUGCCGCCGCCGCCGCCCGCACCUCCAGAUAUAGCCAUGCCCACUGCUAAUGGGGAGGCAACUGACAGCAGUAACUUGGAGCCUCCACCAAAACCAUUCACCCCACCGCCGGCGGUCCCCUCGUCAGCCCCCUGCCAGCCGUUGCCCCCACCCCCCAAAUUUGGGGGGAGUGUUGUCGAAGCUGUAUAUAUCACAAGCCAACAACCGCCGCCGCCGAAACCCCGGAGCCUUACCAAACUACCCAUGCCGCCUAACACACAGGUUGAUGACUUAAAAACUCUCGCAAAUGAAAGUCCGCUCAGUACACCCUCAUCUAGUCCCGUGAAGAAGCCAGAAAAACCGAAACGGACAGGAAUUAUGAACUUGCCAAUGCCGCCUGUAAUACCCGGUUCGGAAGAAUUGAGCGGUGACGAGUUGGACGGCUCUACGCCACCGCCCGCAUCAAGACCAACGACUACGAGUGUCACAACGCCUACAACAAUGCACCAACACGCACAUCACUAUUCACACGUGUUCAGCAAUAGGAAAGCCAGGGAUAGCACGUCAGGUACGAAGUUAAAAAGGCCGCGGAUUCUAAAGAGGCGUGGUUCCAAAGUUGUACCUGUAGCGACGCCCACGCAUCACGCCAAGGAUUGGGGUGAAAAAUGUGUGGACGGCUUCCAGGUAAUAACGCAAAUCGGCGAAGGCACGUACGGGCAAGUGUACAAAGCACGCGACAAGAACACAGGGCAACUUGUCGCGUUGAAGAAAGUGCGAUUAGAGAACGAAAAAGAAGGCUUCCCCAUAACUGCUGUUAGGGAAAUCAAGAUCCUACGGCAGCUGAACCACAAGAAUAUUGUCAAUUUGCGAGAAAUCGUCACUGACAAACAAGACGCUUUGGACUUUAGAAAGGACAAAGGAUCUUUCUACCUUGUUUUUGAGUAUAUGGACCACGAUUUGAUGGGUUUAUUGGAAUCCAAGAUGGUGGACUUUACCGAGUCACAUAAUGCGUCAAUAAUGAGACAGUUACUGGACGGCCUGGCUUACUGUCAUAGAAAAAACUUCCUGCAUCGAGACAUCAAAUGCAGUAAUAUACUAAUGAAUAAUAAAGGCGAGGUGAAACUGGGUGACUUUGGUCUGGCUAGGCUAUGGUCUUCCGAGGAUCGGGCGCGGCCCUAUACGAAUAAAGUGAUCACCCUGUGGUAUCGGCCGCCCGAAUUAUUAUUAGGUGAAGAGAGAUAUGGCCCAGCCGUCGACGUCUGGUCAAUGGGCUGCAUUUUAGGAGAGCUGUUCCUCAAACACCCAUUAUUUCAGGCGAACAUAGAGAUGAUGCAACUGGAAAUGAUCUCCCGGGUGUGUGGCACGCCCGCGCCUGGGGUGUGGCCCAACGUUGUCAAGCUCCCCCUCUGGCACACGCUGCGACCGAAGCGCUUCCACAAGCGCUGCGUGCGGGAGCAGUUUGCGUUCAUGCCGCCCACGGCGCUGCACCUACUCGACCGGAUGCUGGAGUUGGAUCCUGAUAAGAGGAUCACCGCUGAGGAGGCCUUGAAGAGUGCGUGGCUGAAGAAUGUUGUGCCAGAUCAAAUGCCAGCUCCUGAACUCCCAACAUGGCAAGACUGCCACGAACUGUGGUCCAAGCAGCGACGACGUCAGCAAAGGGAGCAGGAACAGCAGUCAAAACCAAAGUCCUACGGUUUCAACCAGGACGAUAAGCAAGACGGGUUUAACUCACAAGACUCUAACUACAAAACUGAACCAUACAAAUCCGAGGGUUUCAAACCCACAGAGACUAACCAAGAGACUGUGGGACAAGUGAAAUAGUAUUUGGAUUUGUAUUAUUAUGGAUAUUAUCGGUGAAAAUUGGUGCUUAAGUGUUAUGAAAUUUGUGAUGAAGUACAAUGUUAAAAGUUUUGUUAAUUCAUUGUUGCAAGGUACAGAUUAUUCAGGUGUUCCCUCAGUGUCAUUCCGCGAAUGCACUCCACUUCUUUUCAGUUAUUUAGUUAUAGGUUCUCUACCAAACAAGUAACAAGCAUUAGUUGAAUUGAUACAACUCUACAAAAGUACUUACCCCAAUGUCACUUUUUAUAUUUCAUAACUUAUAACUAUUUCAUAACUAUACUCUGGAAGUUUAGGUGAUUUAUAACAAGUGAACAAUUUUUACGUAUCUUUUUAAUGAAAUAUGUGUGGAAUAAACCUGAAAAUAUUAAAAAAUCCAGAUAACAGUCACAUUUAUUUCAUUCAUACUUAGAUGUCAAUAUUGUUUACCUUAUUACCUAAAGCUCACAGAUUAUAGCAGCUCAUAUCAUUCGAAAUAAUGGCAAGUUCAUGUGAUCGCUUUAUCCUAAAACUUUUAUCCGGCGAUCUAUACUUUGUGGGAAUAAGUUAAAGAACAUUUUGAUCGUUACACAGUGGUAGUGACGGUUUUAUAAUAUAGACUUCUAGCAAAUAAACCUGGCGUUGAGGGCAGUUUUGCGAGCUUAACCUGUUCAGUGUUAUAUUGACUAUAAUAAGUGGUAUACAUUCUAAUAUCAUGGGCCAUGGCAUAGCUUAGCGAUCAUACCGUUCGAAAACGGUCUUACAUAGACAGUAUAUAAUUUAUAUAACAUAAUAUUACGGUGCCUUUUCUGUUGUACACAAAUAUCUUGACUGAACUUAAUAUACAAAGAUUUACAUACAUGUGUACAAUAAUAUUAUUUAGGGCGCGUUCAUAAAAUACGUGAGAUGUUUAAGGGGGGGAGGGGGUCGAGUCAAAUCUCAUCUAAUCUUACGUUGGAGUGAGGGGGAGUCUCGGCAAAUACCACGCAAUUUUUUUCUGAUUGUAACAAAAAAAAAUUAUACUAUUUUGGUCCAUUGGUCUUUUUACAAUUACAAUCCAACGUAAGAAACCCACAUUUUGAAAAAUCUCACGUGAGAUUGAAGGAUGGGGGGAGGGGCUUAAAUAAAAUCUCACCAAUCUCACCAGGGGGGGAGGGAGGGUCAGUAAAUUAAAAAAAACACCUCACGUAGUUUAUAGACGCCCACUUACACCAUUAUUUAGUUAAUUGACCAAAAACUUAAACAUGUGUUCCCGAAAAUGUGUGACGUAUACCUAACUCCUUUAUACGAUCUCUUUGCUAGUUGGGUAGUUUGGUCUUGAUGGAUAUGUUUGGAAAUAGGCCAGCAGAUAGUAGAGAUUUUUUUAGGUCUUUUAUAAAUUAAUUAAACUUAAAUUAUUAUUUUUGAACUGUAUAGUUGCUUAACUGUGACCAUGGGAUACAUGUUAAGGGCAUUUAGUGAACUGUGGUUUUAUUUCCGAACGUCGUUGGUUUUAAAAAUCAAUGUUUUGUAUUGAUGGAUUUAAAAAUGAAUUGAUUUUGUAUAAAAAUUGUUGUGCGUACCAAAACUUUUUUGUUAUAACCAAAGGAUUAAGCAUGGCGAUAGUUACCUAUGCUUUGGCCGAUUAGAAAUUUCUAAUUUUUUCUAUGCUGGCAUUUUCAAAGCCAAAUCAUUUUUAUUCAAAAAUAACAAUGUGAUUCCACUGCUUAUUUUCAUAGUGUACUUAUUCCUGGCUGAGAUUUCGCUAGUAUGAAUGUACUUUUAAUUCCAUAGGAAUCCUCUAUCUUCCACGAAUAUCAUUCUAGCAAUUUAAAUAAUUAACUUUAUCCAUGCAUAACUCCGCUGUACUUCACCCUUACGUUGCGGGUUAACCAACAAACGUACUCUUGUGCAUUUAUUAUUAGCAUAGACAUUUCGAAUAUAAUGUGGAUCGUGGAAUGGUCAUUUCCUCUAGGUAAUGUACAUAAGGCUAUAAACAUUCAAUCAUGUGAUUGGAAGUUUCUAAACGGUCAGAGUCUAUACCAUGUCAAACUAAAUUGUAUAAUAGAUGCUUUUCUGUAUAUAAAGAGAUGUAAAUAUAAAUAAUGUUUAGCAUAAUUAUUAUCGUUGUAAGAACAAUAAUGUUUAUAUUAGAGAAAAAUAUCUCGUGUAAUAAUAUUUUUAGUGAAUAUAGAGUUAAUUUCUUCCAAACAAAAGGGAAGUUUUUAUUAUGCCUUAAUAGAAUCAGUCUGCGUAACGUAAGUUGAAAAAUGAAUGGUUGCGAUAUCCAUUGUAUUAUAUUACUCGGAUACUGUACAUAAGAAUAAAAAAAAGCGCAGCGGAAAUCAAUAUCCUGUAUUUUAAUCUUUAUCAUAAAUUAAGAUUAAUAUCUUACCAGCCCGCAGCCCUGCUAGCAUUUGCAGGUGACAUUUCAAUAUGGCAUGUAUGUAUGGCAUGUGCAUGUAUGGCAUGUGCAUGUAUGGCAAAGGAAAUAAUGCUUUAACUGUUGUACACAAGUCACCCAGUAAGAGUGCACAGGUCGAAAUGAUAUACUUAUAAUGCCAAACGGGGGUAAAGUUCGUCUUCACCGGUUGGCGUUCUUUGUCAGGUAGCAAAAUACAUUUUAUUACUUGUGAGUGAUAAUACUGGUGAUCGAGGGAUAAAAAUUGUGCCGUGCUAAAGGAGAUAGCUUAUCGCGUAUAAGAUAUAACCAUGAAAUAAACAAUAGCUUUGAUGGACUUCAGUGGAAGGGAUAUGUUCAAAGCUAACCAAAACAAUUAUGACGCCACAACCUGACAGACAGAGAUCGAUUGGCCGCUGUUGAGAUGUUGCGCUGGACAUAUGGGGUAGACCGAGAUGCAUAAGUUAAUGACCAUGAUGUAAUUUCUGUGAUCAGAGGCGCUGGAUAGAGAUAGAUUGUGAGAUCGACUGGCCCGAGCCUACGGAUCAUAGAUUUAUCUUACCAGUAAUCUAAAGUCCUAAGCAAGCUACACUACAUUUGUUUUGACAGUUAUGAUAAAUAAUAAUUAAAAAAAAGCUCUAUUUUGUAUUGAAAUUGAAGCUCACUUGGCGCAUAAAUAAAAAAAUAACAGUAUAUUAAUUGAAUGGCAGUGUAUUCUCAACUGUAACUUACGGUACCCUGUCCGGUGCGUGGGGUAAGCGCGUAGUCGCUACUUUUUCAACUUUCGUGACGCGUACUGUAAAUUAUUAUUUAUUGCCUUCUUUAAAUUCAAGGGCAAUUCUGCUCGAGUCUUUAUAUUUGACGUAUGAUCACAGUGUAAAAAUACUUACAGUUAUUCAUGCUAGGCUAGGCAGGCUAGUGGCUUUCAAGUUUCAGCUAACUGUGCACAAUAUAUACUUAUCAAUAGUC